This is a messenger RNA of Didymodactylos carnosus, 378 nucleotides long. NCBI's taxonomy places the organism in Eukaryota, Metazoa, Rotifera, Eurotatoria, Philodinida, Philodinidae. The record is from the annotation of a GenBank genome assembly.
AUGGUAAAAGAGGUAGAAACCGUUACGUAUACAUCCUUUCCAAACAUAGCUGAAUGUGACAAGGAUGAAUCACUUGUGCGCUAUUUGCAACGAAAAGCACGUACAAGUCGACGUCGAGUAUUUGAAUCAGUUAUAUUGAAAGAAGCUACACCGUUUUAUCCGCAUCAUACAAUGAUGAAAAUGCCACAGGUAGAUUUCGAUGCAUUAUGCAACAUUCUAAGAAGCUUCAAAGCUGGUAAACGUUCAUGGUUUCGGGGUUUGAUUGACAAUAAAACGCAACAAGAAGAAAUAAUGGACCAAUUAAGAAAAUUGCGUGCACCUUUGGUGGAUCAAGAUAAGAAGAAAGAGACAGCUGUUGAUAAAAACGCUAAAAAAUAA